Molecule: messenger RNA, 1573 nt
Organism: Vigna angularis (adzuki bean)
Lineage: Eukaryota; Viridiplantae; Streptophyta; Magnoliopsida; Fabales; Fabaceae
Product: xyloglucan endotransglucosylase/hydrolase protein 31
Exons: 4
Coding region: 244-1152 (302 amino acids)
Biological process (GO): xyloglucan metabolic process; cell wall biogenesis
Cellular component (GO): cell wall; apoplast
Molecular function (GO): xyloglucan:xyloglucosyl transferase activity; hydrolase activity, hydrolyzing O-glycosyl compounds
Source: RefSeq, a predicted model, not a curated record
GCACACAACAUAGGUUGAACUGUUUUUCCCUCUUGUUUAUCAUCAAAAACCUGAUAAACUCUAGUCCCUCGUGUACCCAACACCUUAUUAAACCAAGUUAUCGCCGUUUUUGGCACUGUGGGGCCUCCAAAUCCCUCUAUAUAUUAACAGUGUGCUUGCUCAUACUCUUCAUGAGCACCACCAACUACCCUUUUGAUUUUGUGUCCCACCCUGCAUCUUAGCAGAGCCACUCUGGUUACCACAAUGUCCUUGCUACCUUCCUCUUUCUUCCACAUGGUUUCUCUCUUCUCUUUUCUUUUAUUCUCAAUCGUGAUUCGUUGUAGUACUGCUCAGGGUCCACCUUCCCCUGGCUACUACCCUAGUUCCAAAAUUAGUCCUGUUACCUUUGGUGAGGGAUUUAAAAACCUUUGGGGACCUCAGCAUCAGAAACUAGACCAAGACUCAUUAACAAUCUGGCUUGACACUUACACAGGGAGUGGAUUCAAGUCACUUCACUCUUACCGAUCUGGAUACUUUGGUGCUGCGGUUAAGCUUCAACCUGGUUAUACAGCAGGAGUCAUAACAUCUUUAUACCUUUCAAACAACCAAGACUACCCGGGAAACCAUGAUGAAAUAGACAUUGAAUUCCUUGGUACCACGCCAGAUAAGCCAUAUGUCUUGCAGACAAAUGUGUACAUCAGAGGAAGUGGAGAUGGGAACAUUAUAGGGAGAGAGAUGAGGUUUCACCUUUGGUUCGACCCAACGGAAGAUUUUCACAACUACGCUAUUCUAUGGGAACCCAGUGAGAUCAUCUUUUUGGUGGAUGAUGUCCCAAUAAGAAGGUAUCCUAGGAAGAGUGAUGCCACGUUCCCCACAAGAGAAAUGCAUGUGUACGGAUCCAUAUGGGAUGCUUCUUCAUGGGCUACAGAGGGUGGAAAAUACAAAGCUGAUUAUAAAUACCAACCCUUCAUUGGUCAAUACAAAAAUUUCAAACUUGAAGGUUGUACCACCGAAGCCUCCACCUCUUGCCAGCCACCUUCAGCCUCACCUUUAGGCUAUGGAAGCCUGAGCUCUCAGCAACUUGCUGCAAUGCAGUGGGUCCAAAACAACCACUUGGUCUAUGACUAUUGCCAUGAUCCUGGGAGAGACCACACCCUUACUCCAGAAUGUUAAUUAAAGUUUAAGGAAAAUACUUUCAUAAAUUUUAAUGGACAACUGCAAAUUUCAACAUACAGAAACAAGGAAUAUCUUGUUGCUUUGAAAAUAAAAUUAUUUCGAACUCUCUCCCAACUUAAAAAUCAUUGGUUUGGUUGAGGUUGGUAUGUUUCAAAGUUACUUUUUUACUUUUCGUACUACCAAAAGGGUUUGUUCAUGGGGUGGAUUCUGUGAUGGUCCCACUUGCUAAUGGUAAGUGUAAUUGAAACAACAGUGAGCGUCCAAGCCCCCCAGAAAAGAUUGUGAUGUUUUUGUUGUUUCUGUAAUUGUGUUGUUUGUGUCCCCACAAAAGAUUGUGAUGUUUUUGUUGUUUCUGUAAUGUGAUGCACUGUUGUUUAGUCUUUUUCCUGUUGAAAUAAAUCUAUUUGGAUGUUUUCCU